AUGGUCGUGAGGUCCUUUGAUUUGGACACAGACCCAUUCGGUCCUAAGAAGGACGAUGAGGAUGUCCUGGGUCUAGAAGUGCCAUACCUCAGUGUCAUAGGAGCAUUAAUGAAUGAACCACCUCCUCUUAUACUUAGACGUCGUCCUCUUAAUGGUAACCCUAUAAACAAGCACAAAGGCUUCCUUUCAAUGCGGUUCCCAGAACAUAACGUAACCGUUGAGUAUCAUAGAACACCAUUUCUGGUCGUGGUUGCUAGGCCACCUGAAAACUCACCAGAAGAUGUCAAGAUGAUUGUUAGAGUCGAUGAGUUCAACUGGCAGUCUAAAAGAUGGGUCGGGUCUGAUGUUCUUGUCUAUACAGGACAUUGGUGGAACGAAGACAAAACCUUUAACAUAGGUUGUUAUUUUCAGGAGUGAGGUAAACUGAACAAGACAAUGGGAGUAAUGGAGGGGUUUAAGAAGUCUUUAAAGACAUGGAAGUCAUGGGUCUUAGAGAAACUAGAUCAUGAGAGUAGUUAUGUCUUCUUCGGAAGCUUCUCUCCUGUGCAUUACAGGAAUGGGACAUGGAACUUAGGUGGUUUGUGUGACGCAGAUACAAAUCCAGAAACUGAUAUGAAGAAGAUGGAACCUGACCCUAUUCAAAACACUUAUGUCUCUGAAGUAAUACAAGAAAUGAGAUAUGAACAUAGUAAGGUUAAGUUUCUGAACCUUUAG
Molecule: messenger RNA, 714 nt
Organism: Brassica oleracea var. oleracea
Lineage: Eukaryota; Viridiplantae; Streptophyta; Magnoliopsida; Brassicales; Brassicaceae
Product: protein trichome birefringence-like 8
Cellular component (GO): Golgi apparatus
Molecular function (GO): O-acetyltransferase activity
Source: RefSeq, a predicted model, not a curated record